AUGGACCCCGACGGCGACCCGGCAUUCCACCGCAACGAGGCCAUCUCCGCGGUCCAGGACGUCGACCAGUACUACGGCGACGACGACGACUUCGACGACCUCUACAACGACGUCAACGUCGGGGACGGCUUCCUCCACGCCUCACACCAGGCGCCGCCGCCGCCGCCGCCGCCGCCUCCGAAUCAGCAGGCCCCUCCGCCGCAGCAGCAACAGCUCCCUCCGCCGCCCCAGCAGCCACCGCAGCAGCAGCUGCAUCCACCGUCCCACACCCUCCCGCCACCGCAGCCGCAGGUCCCACCGCCGCAGCAGCAGCACCACCAGAUUCAGCAAGGAGAUGGGAUCAACCGCCCUGGAGGGAACUUCGCCGGCGGCCCCAUCGUGGUCGGGAACGGUGGCCCUGCUGGUGGGGGUGACGGCCCUGGCGGCACGAUGCUGUUCGUGGGGGAACUCCACUGGUGGACGACGGACGCGGAUCUGGAAUCUGAGCUCAGCAAGUAUGGUCCGGUCAAGGAGGUGAGGUUCUUCGACGAGAAAGCCAGUGGCAAGUCCAAGGGCUACUGCCAGGUCGAUUUCUAUGACCCUGGUGCAGCUGCUGCCUGCAAGGAGGGCAUGAACGGGCACGCCUUUAAUGGCCGUCCAUGUAUUGUGGCAUUCGCCACACCGAACUCCGUUCGUCGCAUGGGCGAGGCGCAGGUGAAGAACCAGCAGGCCAUGUCUGCGCAGACAUCGAAUAUGCAGCCGAAGGGUGGUAGAGGGGGCGGUGGUGCCACAGGGACCACAGGAGCUGUUGGACCUGGUGGCGGUGGUGGAGCAGGUGGAGGCGGUGGAAAUUGGGGAAGAGGUGGCGGAGGCAUGGGGAAUAGAGGCCCUGUUGGUAAUAUGAGGAAUAGGAUGGGCCCAGCUGGUGGCGGCCGUGGGAUAAUGGGGAAUGGAGGGAUGGUUGCACCGCCACCACCAAUGAUGCCGCCGGGUGGAAUGCUGGGGCAGGGUUUUGAUCCUGCUGGUUACGGCGCUAUGGGAAGGAUGGGUGGUGGAUUUGGCGGUUUUCCUGGUGGACCAGGGGCUAUGCCAUUCCCUGGGCUGAUGCAGCCAUUCCCGCCGGUUGUUGCUCCACAUGUUAACCCAGCUUUCUUUGGUCGGGGUGGAAUGGGUGCUGGUGGAAUGUGGCCUGAUCCCAACAUGGGAGCCUGGGGUGGGGAGGAACAAUCAAGUUACGGGGAUGACGCAGCUUCUGAUCAGCAGUAUGGAGAAGGAGGGAGCCAUGGAAAAGAGAGGCCACCAGAGAGGGAGUGGUCUGGUGCACCAGAGAGGAGGCGUGAAAGGGAGAAGGAUGUGCCUCCUGCACAGGAGUGGCCAGAGAGGAGGCACAGGGAUGAGCGUGACAUGGACCGAGAGAGGAAUCGUGACUAUGACAGAGACAGGGAAAGAGACCGUGACAGGGAAAGAGACCGAGACCGAGACAGGGAGAGGGACAGAGAUAGGGAGAGAGAGAGGGAGAGGGAGAGAGAGAGGCAUAGGGAUGACAGAGAUCGCUAUGGCGAUUAUCACAGGCACAGGGAUCGUGAUUCAGAACGUAAUGAGGACUGGGACAGGGGGAGGUCAUCUGGGAUACGCAGCAGGUCAAGGGAGGCUGACCACUCUAAGCGCAGGCGGAUGACACCUCAGUAG
Messenger RNA from Miscanthus lutarioriparius, 1668 nucleotides. Lineage: Eukaryota; Viridiplantae; Streptophyta; Magnoliopsida; Poales; Poaceae. The record is from the annotation of a GenBank genome assembly.